Messenger RNA from Stylophora pistillata, 3260 nucleotides. RefSeq names its product transmembrane channel-like protein 7. Gene Ontology annotation, molecular function: mechanosensitive monoatomic ion channel activity. Lineage: Eukaryota; Metazoa; Cnidaria; Anthozoa; Scleractinia; Pocilloporidae. The record is from RefSeq and is a predicted model, not a curated record. Gene Ontology annotation, cellular component: plasma membrane.
UGAAAAGAAUGGACAAUUCACUAACCUCUGAAUAAAUGGAUGUUUAGGUUAGUUUACUGUAAUGAGCGCGCGCGCGUAAAGCAAACUGAAUCAAUUCUGAACUUUAAAUAGACCUCUCUGGCUUUGAGUUUCAUUAGAGAUCAUAUAGCAUCGUUGGGAAGUAAAUGCAAUCGUCCUGAACGACGAGAAUCGUAACUACCUUAUAAUAAUGAAUAAUAAAUGAAUAAAUGAUUUAACUACCUUAUCCUGACGAUCUAGUUAUUAAAAGGAGUUUCGUCCUAUCACUUCCUUAAUCAGCUUGUCUGUACGUCAACUACCGAAAUAACAAUAGAUUAGUUGUUAUGGGAACUUAAAUUUUCUGAGUCGCAGAAUAAUAUGCAAAUAAUGCUGUGACGUUUAUUGCAUAGCAAAUUGCUAAACACUUUCGAUUUACCAGACGAGCGACCAGUUCGAUUUGAGUGUAAUAACUGAAGCCAUCUUUCAAGUUGAUCGAUUAAGAUCCUGAUGUUGGUGGAAAUUUAUUGAGAGUACCAUCCCAAGAAUCAAUGGCUUCUACAGACACUUAUCACAGCAAUGCCUCAAGUCUGGUUCAAGUGAGACCUGUUGAUGAUGAGGAUGGAGCUGCUGCUGCUGACUUCGAUGAUGAUGAACUAUGGGAGCAUGAAGGGCAGUUUGAAAAGAGCAUGCCUAGUCACCAGUUCCGUUCCAUCAGGGGUCUCCCAUCAGAAAAUGCAGUGAAAAAGGGAAUAAGAAGGACUUUGAAGAGCAGAGCUCAUAACUCUCGUGUCUCUCUGAGAAGUUUGUCUGGUGAUGGUGGAGAUGAUGCUGGAAGGUUCUAUGAAGAUGAAGUGCUUCGUGAUACGGAGUUUACAGCAGAAGAAUUUGCAGAGUUGACUAAGAGAAGACAGUCUAUCAAGGAAAUGCCCACAUCAAUUAGACGGAAACGCAGUCUCAGAGAGAAUGUUACCACAGCUGUGGUCCAAAGAGGGAAGACGAAGCGAAUUAGUGCUUGGAAACAAUUUAAGUUCACAUUUGCAAUGGGCUGGCAGCAUUUUAAGGAUGGCGCCAAAGAGAUUCUUUAUUCCAUGGAUUUGUGGAGGGGUCAUCUAAAAUUAGUUCAUGGAAUGUUUGGCUCAGGAGUAAUGUCAUACUUUGUGUUACUGCGAUGGCUGUUCCUCCUCAACAUUGUGAUACUGCUGUUAACAAUCUUCUUCCUAUUUAUACCACAAAUGAUCCAUUCUCAGAGCUCAGACAACAACAAUGCUUCCUUCACAGGAUGGGAACUACUCACAGGAGAGGGUUGGUUUGCUGCCACAGAAUUGUACUAUGGUGCAUACACCAACCAGAGUAUAACUAAAGAUGAUUUUGAGUAUAUCAUGCCUUUGGGUUACCUGUGUGUCGUAGGUGGUUAUCUGUUGCUGUGUCUGAUCAUGCUUGUUUACAGUAUGGCAAACUCUUACAGAGAGAACUACAUAUACUCUGGGGAUGAAUUCAGCUUCUAUGCAUCAAAGGUCUUUUGCUCAUGGGAUUAUGGAAUCACUGACAAAAGUGCAUCACUGUUGAAACAUAAAAGUGUUUUUAAUGAACUUCAGGAAGCCAUCGCUGAACAGAGUUAUUCAGUGGCCCAUACUUUGGGUGAGAAGUGCGAACUUUUUGGGCUUCGUAUAUUCACAAAUUUCAUUGUCUUGGCCUUGAUGGCGGGAUCAGCAUAUCUCAUCCUGUUUUCUGCAGGCCUCUCACUGCAAUCAUCAGAAGAAAAUACGGAUACAGUUGCUGUGCUGGAGAAACUUUUGCUUCCGCUUGUGGUAUCUGGUAUCAACCUUAUUUUGCCAAUGGCCUUUCGCAUUAUUGCAAGUUUAGAAAGAUACAAGAGUCCUCGAACUACUAUAAAUGUCAAUUUGGCAAGAACCACUCUGAUGAUGCUGAUUUCAGUGACGAUGGUAAUUGUUCUACUCUUUGUGGACAUUCAGCGAUGUAGGAGAGGAAAGAAUAUUUUAGGCUCAGAAACGCAGUGUGACGAAGCUAUUAAGGACUGUUGGGAAAAUUAUGUUGGAUACACUUUCUAUCGACUUGUUAUUGUCGACUUUGUUUUCCUGUUGUUAUCCACCUUCUUUGGAGAAUUUGUCCGAAGGAUUUUUACAGUCAAUUGUCAAUGUUGCCAAGUACUUGGUCCACCUGGCUUUGACAUUUCAAGGAACGUCAUUGAUCUGAUAUAUUCACAGUGUCUGUGCUGGAUUGGCACUUUCUACUGUCCCAUGCUGCCAGUUAUCCAAGUGAUAAAGCUCCUCAUUUUGUUUUACGUGAAAAGGACAAGUGUGGUGAUGAACUGCCGCCCAUCCAUGAGGCCUUUCAGAGCAUCCAGAAUGAACCUUUUGUUUCUGUUUUUACUGGCUGUGUCCUUCUUUCUGUCCAUGAUUGUGAUAGGAUAUACCAUAAUGUCAUCAGACAUAACCAACCCCUCACCUAACUGUGGUCCUUUCCGAGGACGGAAAUUCAUGUACGAAAUUGUGAUAGAAACAGUUGACAACUUACCAAAGUGGCUACAAUUAACCAUAGAGUACGCAUCCUCUGCGAGUUUUAUUGCAAUGCUGUUUUGUAUUCUCGGGAUCAUUGUAUAUUAUUUUAAAAUGCUUAAGGAUUCAAAUGAAAAGAAGAUAAAACUACUGAAAGAACAGAUUUCCUUGGCUGGUCGAGAUAAGCUUUAUCUGAUAAAGAGAAUCAAACAGGGAAUGAGCAUGCCAGUAGAUGGUGACCUGCAAUAACUUCCAAGUGCAAUUGAGCCUGUUGUGUCACUUUUUUUAACUUACCAUGAUACUGUAAUGUUUUCUAUCCUGAUACUCAGACUAUAUAUCCUAAGUUAGUGUGCAACCUUUCUUGAAAACUUUUUACAUAGUAGGAUUGUAAAAUAGGGUAGACUUAAAGAUGUUGUUUUUAUAAUAUUACAGUGAUCCAAAUUUUGCUAGAUGAUCAAUGAUAUGUAGAUACACUUUGUAAACCUUAGCUAUGCAGAUGAGGUUGAAACAAAUUGUAAUAGCUGAUGAAAACUGUAAAAGUUAUUAGGGACCUUAAGCAGUCAGGACGGCAACGCCAAGGAAGACUUUGAUUAAAAAAUGAAUUUCUACUCUUAAGUCAGAAUUUCAAAAAUGGCUGCAUGAGCUUACUGUCCCAUAAGGCGCCACACUGAGCUCAACUUCAGCAUGACGUAUAAAAGUAGCGUUGAGUUCCAAUUGGAAAUUAAAUUAAUUUGCCGUUGCGGUUUU